This is a messenger RNA of Bursaphelenchus xylophilus (pine wood nematode), 1344 nucleotides long. The record is from the annotation of a GenBank genome assembly. NCBI's taxonomy places the organism in Eukaryota, Metazoa, Nematoda, Chromadorea, Rhabditida, Aphelenchoididae.
AUGAACACCUCCUCCAUAUGCUAUGAAAGUUUUAUCGUAGAGACCACAACUGGCAGACGGCUGUCUUACUGCCUGCAAAUACUUACUGCGGUUAUUUCGCUGGCCAUUACUAUUAAAGCCGUCAAAUCUAGGAGCCUUCGGCAUGUCCCAGCUCAUCCAAAUUUCAAGGUAGGUUGAAGAAGUUUUUUUCUACCCUUUCUGUCAUUUCUAUUCGAACGUAUCGAUUUUCUUUCUAGCUUAUGGUUGCAAACAUUGCUGUCAUCACAGUCUUUCAUGCUGUCGGGGUCAUCAUUGAAUGCAUAAUUCCUCUCGCAAAUUCGCUGUUUGCAACUCCGACCAACUGUCUGACAGUUGUGGAAAACGCAACAUGCACUGCCUUAAAGAUGGCUCCAUUUACUAGCAUCCCAAUGUUUGCAUUUAUGCAUGCAGCAAUGUUUAUUGAACGCUGCAUGGCAUAUUUUAAAAGGGAAAACUACGAAAAUUCAUCUACAACAUUUGGACUGUCUUCCACUUUGCUCAAUGUGAGUUGCUCACAACUUUGAAGGUAUACCACGGUACUAAAAAUCUCGUAUUUUUCAGUGGAUUUUAUGUUCCAUUUACGGCGCAUAUGCGCAGGGUGCAUUCGAUUUGGAACGUGUCCUUGUAGCUGAUUGUUUUGAAACAAUGCCACAGAAUCGUUAUCGAGUUGCGUACCUGUUCCAGUUCAGUGUUUCAGUAGACGGACUUAUGGCAGUUGGAGUUAUCGGACUUUGGAUUUUGGUGAAAAGAGAAAACAACAGAGAAGACUGGGCUUUGCAACGAGGAAUUAAAAUAAAGUCAGUGUGAAUGGUCGCAGAAUUUGUUAAAAUCAACAGCCACAGGCCUAUCGGCUGCUGUUAGUGGUAUUUUACAGGCACAUCAGCUUCAACGGGCAGAGUUAAUUUCGAAUCUUUUAGCUCGACCAAAGUCUACUCAUUGUCUAAAGUUUACCAACGGCGGGAGAACCUUCAACUCGUCGGAAUUCUGUUUCCAACAGCUAUCGUCUGCUUUCUUGGGCAUUUCGCCUUCAUAGUUAUCGGGUAUUCAGUUCGCCGAAACAUCAGAAAUUAUGUCAAGACGACUUCGUUUGAGAUCCUGAGGAAAUAUGGAGAUGAUAUUGUUCCUUUUCUUAUUGGCUCAGUCCAUGUCGUGAGUUUUCAAACAAAUAAUGUCACGUCCCAUUUCUAGAUGUUCACGAUGCUGACGAUCGUUACGGUGCUGAUGUACGUUAAAAUGGGCGAGCGGCUGAUGAAAGAGAGAAUGGAAAUUACGAAUAGACAAGAUGCGGAUACUGCUUUCAAACUCUUUCGGCUUCACAUUUCCUAA